Cherax quadricarinatus is the source of this 2965-nucleotide messenger RNA. NCBI's taxonomy places the organism in Eukaryota, Metazoa, Arthropoda, Malacostraca, Decapoda, Parastacidae. The record is from RefSeq and is a predicted model, not a curated record.
UGUGAGUGUUGUACAUAAGGAUGAGCGUCGUCCUAGUUCUCAAAAGGGUAAGGGGUCAUCCUUGUCCUCAAGGGUAAGAGGCAUGUUUGCCCUCAAGGGUAAGCGUCAUCCUCGUCCUCAAGUCUAGUGUUUAAGUAGAUUUUUUUCUGAACAGUGUAGAAAAAUUUCAUAUUGACAUUUGUUCGAGUUCAGGUCCUCCUCCUGCGAUAAGAAUGUUCCGUUCCUGUAGGUGCUCGAGUUCGGUGGGUCGCGUGACGGGAGCGCAGCAAGUAUCGUUGGGUCCUGGCUGCCUGUACGUGGGUAUUGUCAUGCAUGAGUUCAUGCACGCUGCUGGGUUCUGGCAUGAACAGUCACGCUACGACCGUGAUAACUACAUCACACUAAACAAGUUCAACGUCCAGGACGGCAUGUGGCAUAACUUUGAAAAGUACAACUGGGACAAAAUUCAGAGCCUCGGGAUUCCUUACGACCUCGAGUCAGUGAUGCACUACGGGCCAUACGCCUUCGCCAAGGAGGGUAAACCCACCAUCAUCCCCAGAGACACAGGCAAGGAAAUCGGUCAGAGGAGAGGAUUUUCAAAGUGGGACGUGGCUAAGCUGCAGAAGCUGUACAAUUGUGCCAACACCUCCGUUCACUACGUCACCACCAGCGCUCCCCUCGUAGCAGCUGCUACAGAGGAGUGUGAGGACAACGUCAAACAUUGCCAGAUGUGGGCAGAUAUGGGCGAGUGUGACGCCAACCCUACGUGGAUGUACGUCAGUUGUAGGAAGGCUUGUAGGCAGUGCGGUAAAGAGUGCCAGGACCUUAGCAUUUACUGCAAUAUAUGGAGUGAGAAAGGAGAGUGUACCAACAACCCAGACUACAUGACUCUCCACUGCAAGAAGUCUUGUGGUAUCUGUCAGGAUCACCAAGAUAAUCCUAUAGUGAAACAGUGUGAGGACAAGAACAAGUACUGCAGUUCUUGGAGCCAGAUGGGCCAGUGUCACUCUAACAGUAACUAUAUGCUUGUGUACUGCAAGAAGGCCUGUAAACAAUGCUAGAGCAAACUACGUAUACCUCUUGCUUUGUUUUAGCUUGUCUCUAGGAGCAGAUUCUAGAUUCGAGCUAGUCCGAGGCCUCUGCUACAAACCUUUCUCUGGGAGUUUCACUUAUACAAGUGCCCACUAGUGAAGAUCCUCACUCAGGCACAAGACUCCCAACUCUUCAGUAUAUCUUGUGUCAGUGUUAUACACUUACUGCUGGACCAUUCUUGAACUCUCCGGGACAGAGUAUGCUCCAGCAGUGUUCUGCACCUCCAGCAGUGUUCUACACCUCCAGCAGUGUUCUACACCUCCAGCAGUGUUCUACACCUACUGCUGAACUCACCCCCGUCAUGUUCAGUAUUAUAUAUUAAUUAUGUAGUUUAUUGUGCCAACUGAAAAUAUAAGAAAAGACAGAAAGUGAGUGGGUUAAGAGGACAUAAAUAUAUUACAACCCAGACUUCAGUCAUUGAGAUUUUACAAGAAUUAAUUGUAAUAAAGAACAAUUAAUAUUAUGAUAUAUAUUAAAGACCAUAUCAUCAGUAGUAAUAUUUUCAGAAGUCAAUAUGUAAUAAUGUAAAACUUGGGCAUACACAUGAAGACAAAAUUAAAAAUUAAAGUUAUUUAUUUCGACUUCACACCGAGGUUCUUUUCGGUUAACUAAAAAGGCAGGUUGUAUAAGGUGAAGCUUAUAAUGAAAGGUGACAUGACCCAAGUCAGAUCAAAAGUCUGUUGCAGGAGCAUGUGACCUCACAAGGGUGGGUAUAGCGUCAGGUUUGCACUGGCCUUGCGAGGUGUUGAAAUUAGAUUCAUUGGAGUCAUUGCCAAGGCGGGGAUUUUGCGCCUGUACAUAUAAUUGUCUGUAUAAUGUAAGCAGCUUCCCAGUUAAUGUUAUGGCAAUGAUUCUCAACAUGAUGAACUGAUGAACUCUCUUGUAUAUCCUCUUACACAUCUUCUAUUGUUUUUAUGUUAAACUUUCCUGGUUGUUCAGUGUUGUUAGCAACUGCAGAUAACUAUCAAAUAUAUAAACAAGAACAGGGAACAAAAAGACGAUAUUUGAAGUUUAUAGAAAACAAAAGAAAUCUUCCAGAACUGUAGAAAGAACUUUCUUCAGAUUUUCACCCCCGGAAGUUUAGUAACCCCGGAGAAUUAACAGCCCUAGAGGGUUAACAAUUUCGGAGGUUUAAUAAGGAAGAAUAAGCCACGAAAUACUUAAAAUGUGACCCACAACAGUUGGCUAACUCUUAGGUACCUGUUUACUGCUCGGUAAUCACCUCUUUCGCCUCGCCGGGAAUUAUACCCGGGUAACUUCAGUUAUGAGCUGAACAUACAACGAGAGAGGUGUGAGUCUGGUCUGACAUCAUGAAGAUGUGUGUGUGACUGGUCUGGCAUCAUGGAGACGUGUGUGUGUGUGUGGUCUGACAUCAUGCAGACGUAGUGUGUGUGUCUGGUCUGACAUCAUGGAGACGUGUGUGUCUGAUCUGACAUCAUGCAGACGUGUGAGUCUGGUCUGACAUCAUGCAGACGUGUAUGUGUCUGGUCUGACAUCAUGCAGACGUGUGUGUGUCUGGUCUGACAUCACGCAGACGUGUGAUGGUCUGGUCUGACAUCAUGGAGACGUGUAUGAGUCUGGUCUGACAUCAUGCAGACGUGUGUGUGUCUGGUCUGACAUCACGCAGACGUGUGUGUGUCUGGUCUGACAUCAUGGAGACGUGUAUGAGUCUGGUCUGACAUCAUGCAGACGUGUGUGUGUCUGGUGUGACAUCAUGCAGACGUGUGUGUGUCUGGUCUGACAUCAUGGAGACGUGUGUGAGUCUGGUCUGACAUCAUGGAGACGUGUGUGUGCCUGUUCUGACAUCAUGCAGACAUGUGUGUCUGGUCUGACAUCAUGCAAACAUGUGUGUGUCUGGUCUGACAUCAUACAGACGUGUUUGUCUGGUCUGACA